This is a messenger RNA of Psylliodes chrysocephalus, 330 nucleotides long. The record is from the annotation of a GenBank genome assembly. Lineage: Eukaryota; Metazoa; Arthropoda; Insecta; Coleoptera; Chrysomelidae.
AUGCCAACUGGGUGCAUUGUUUUUUACAUAGACAAUCUUUGGCAGCUAAAGAAAUGCCAGAUGACUUGCGUCUUGGCUGAAGCUAUCAAAGUUGUUAAUUACAUCAAGAGUCGCCCAUUGCAGAGUAGAAUACUUGAAGACUUGUGUGAAGAGGUAGGACUCCUGCACAAACAUUUGCUAUUCCACACCGAAGUGAGAUGGCUGUCCCGGAACAACGUGUUGAGUAGGCUGUUUUCAUUGAAAUCAGAACUGUUCCUUUUUUUAAUGGAUAGUAAACCCGAACUUUCUUGUUUCUUCAGCGAUGAAAAAUGGUUGAUAAAGUUUACUUAG